This is a messenger RNA of Astyanax mexicanus (Mexican tetra), 1186 nucleotides long. RefSeq lists its product as uncharacterized. Gene Ontology annotation, molecular function: calcium ion binding; structural constituent of muscle. Bases 16 to 654 code for a protein of 212 amino acids. Gene Ontology annotation, cellular component: myosin II complex. The transcript has 6 exons. The record is from RefSeq and is a predicted model, not a curated record. NCBI's taxonomy places the organism in Eukaryota, Metazoa, Chordata, Actinopteri, Characiformes, Acestrorhamphidae.
UACCUACGAUUCCUCAUGAAAAACAUGGCACCAAAAAGAGAACCCUCGAUUAAGAAAUCUCCUUCAGGUGGAACCCUACCGAGACUCGGACCCCCGUUCCCUUGUCCUACUACAACAACUGUACCUCCAAAGCCUGCUCCUGAGCUCAAGCCCAGGCUACUACGCCCCUCCGACUCCCCGUUUGACCCCAGCACACUGGAGAUUGAGUUUAACUUGGAUCAAAUACAUGAAUUCAAAGAGGCCUUCCUCCUUUUUGACCGGACGGGAGAUGGCAAAAUCAGCUACAGUCAGUGCGGGGACGUAAUGCGAGCCCUCGGCCAGAACCCAGUCAACGCUGAAGUGCUUAAGGUUCUAGGAAACCCAAAGGCUGAGGAGAUGAACCACAAAAUGCUGGACUUCGAGCAGUUCCUGCCCAUGCUCCAGGCUAUUGCUAAAAAUAAAGAUCAGGGCUCCUUUGAGGACUUCGUGGAGGGUCUGCGGGUCUUUGACAAGGAGGGCAACGGAACAGUCAUGGGUGCAGAGCUGCGCCAUGUUCUCACCACACUGGGGGAGAAGAUGACUGAGGAUGAGGUAGAAACGCUUCUGGCUGGACACGAAGAUGCUAAUGGAUGCAUCAAUUAUGAAGAACUCGUGCGGAUGGUCAUGAACGGUUGAAGAUAAAGAAAACGCAUUGUCUGUCUCAUUUAUUUGUGUGUGUCCUGUUACACAUUCUUCUCCAUUCCUUUUGUUCAUUCAUUCCUCUACUAUUUUGCUUAUCCAUUCCGUUCCGCCUCCCUACAUUUGCACUCAUUUGGUUUUUAUUUUCAGAAGUGCCUUUAUCUUCCCCAGUUAAGAUCCCACAUGACCUCCUCACUAGUCUCCACACUGUCCAGUGACAUUAAAACCCCAUAGCUGCAGGAAGGAGGGUUCUUGUGUGCUGGCACUAUCUGCAAUAAAACCUCUUGAUGCAGCACUUUGCUACGUUGCAACACUGUCAUGAUGCAAUAUAUCCAGUGAAACUUCAGGCUCCAGUCGUGGACAGUGCUUUAGCAGGACAGUUGCAACUAAGCAGAAUCACUUUAGCAGACUCGUAACAAUAAAGCACAGGUUUAUUGUAAAAACCUUAAUAUCCAACCCAUCAUUAUUCAGCAUUUUUAUUAUUUCUCCCUGUAUGUUUGGACCUUAAAAUAAAAAAACAUUUUAAAAA